Messenger RNA from Notothenia coriiceps (black rockcod), 3800 nucleotides. RefSeq names its product adenylate cyclase type 9-like. Gene Ontology annotation, molecular function: adenylate cyclase activity. The transcript has 4 exons. NCBI's taxonomy places the organism in Eukaryota, Metazoa, Chordata, Actinopteri, Perciformes, Nototheniidae. The record is from RefSeq and is a predicted model, not a curated record. Bases 1635 to 3800 code for a protein of 721 amino acids. Gene Ontology annotation, cellular component: plasma membrane. Gene Ontology annotation, biological process: intracellular signal transduction; adenylate cyclase-activating G protein-coupled receptor signaling pathway; cyclic nucleotide biosynthetic process.
CUCGCUGCUGGACGGCUGUCAGCGCACAGAAGAUGGUGGCGGCUGCGGUCUCAGCGUUGCCCACCGCGCCUGGAUAGAAAGCAACCACUCUGCUGCAGCGCACAGAUAAUGGUCAGAUAACGGGGAUAAAACAAUCUAUUAUUGCACUUAACGAGCCUGGGAAUGGACAGGCUUGACUCAGCAGCCCUGAGCCUUCAGCCCAUAUUUCUCCUGGAAUUUAAGAGGAAUUCGUCGGAGGUAUGAAGACAUUCUCUUGUGUAUCCCUUGCAAUUCAAUUAAAGUGUCUGGAUCAAGGCGGCACUCAGCUCUGACCUGUGGGACUCCUGGUGUGGGGGGUGCAUUGGAGCGGAGGUACCUUGUAAUUAGCCCCACUCUCUCCGGGCUUUCGUUGUCUGCCUUUUAGGGAGAUCGAGCAACGGUGGGCAAAGUUCACUUGAGAGAAAAAGGAGAGACUGGACGAUACUUCAUGUCUGCUCAAGGCUGAUCUCAGGAACCUCCAUGGUCACAAUAUCUGGACAUUCCGUGGGGCGCACAGUGACGAUGAAUUGGCUACAUUGAUUUUAUUGUGGGAUCCAAGGCAUACUAACGCAGACCCAAAACUGUUUCGUGAAAAGCCCUUUACACACGAGUUACUGACAGCUAAGGUCAAUUGAAAUAAAACAAUUUAUCGGGAUUGUCUGCGCCUCAGGUCUCAUGAAUGUGUCCUCUGCUCACGAUCCCCUUGUUUUGGAGAUGCAGCAGUGACGGAGACUUGCGAGGAGAAAGUCAGGAAAGGACGGGGCUCCGUCCGCGGAAAUAGUAGCUAUUAGGCCCUGCAGCAAGGAGAGUGUGUAUAAAUAAAAACGCUGAUUGCAGUUAUUGCGCUCACGUGCCCUGUACCUGGAGUUUCUCUGCGUCUUUAAAUAAAAGCUAUUUUUUCCAUCGAGACCACAAAUCACAGAUCUAGAGUCCAAUCAAACAUUGCGGAGGGUGUUUUUUUGGAUGAAGUUUUGCACAGACCUAUUAACAAAACGGGGUUAAUUCCAGGAGGUAGCCUAUUAGUGUGUAUCCUCAGUGGAGCUGAGCGGAACGGAAAACGGAGUGGAGAACUGGGAUUUAAUGGGAUGCACUGAUAAUUAAAAAAGGAUAUUGAUUGCAUCAGGCUAUUCGAAAAUGUAACUGGAUUUGAUUUCACACACUCACGAUUUCACAAGAACUAUUUAAGCACAUUUUCAAGUGGUUGUUUCUUUUUUCCCCCUUACGUAGAUUAUUUUGUAAUUGUCGAGUUUUCCAAAAUAUUGUUCCAGUAGGUGCAACUACGUGUGGCAGCUGAGUGAAUUUGGAAAAUAACAGAGCAAGCAGCAAGUUAACUGUGCAGUCAAGUGCGUCCAACACACGGGAAUUUAGAGGAAUGCAGGGAUUGACGUCAUGAGGGGCAAUAAUGAACAAGCCAAAACUUGUGGAAGGUCUGCUGGUGUUUCUAUAGCCAUUACACUGCUUACUGAGUGUAGUUUUCUCUGAGAAACAAUCAUUGCCCUAGUUGUUAUACUGCAGCCGCAUACUAAGCUUUACUUCUUUAUCAACUCGAUCUGUGAAAUAAGUGUCCCUUCUAGUAGUCUAAUAGUCUCUGAUUUUUGGAUAGAUUAAAAAGCAACAUGGCAUCCCCCCAACAUCAACAACUGCUGCCUCGCAACACAGAAGUUAGCUGUGACUCAAGUGGAGAUGGAGGCGUCUCCGUUAGGAUUGGCAGUAGUGUCAAACACAAGCAUGGAGGCGGGCCGCUGGGUUCAAUUGGAGGAGGCUUCAUGGGGGGAUCCAAGCAUUGCAAGUACAGCAUUUCAUCCAGCUGCAGUUCUGGAGAGUCUGGAGUCAAGAGGACAGUGGUUAAGAACUUUCGCUCACAGAAAAAGAUGCCUCAGCUUUUUGAGCGAUCUGCUGGUCAUUUCUGGGACCCUAAAUUUGACUCUUCAAUCCUGGAAGAAGCCUGUAGAGAACGAUGUUUCCCUCAGACCCGGCGGCGCUUCCGCUAUGUGCUGUUUUACCUGGUUGUCGCUGCCCUCCUCUGGGGAUUGUAUUUUGCUGCAAACCCUUCCCGCUGUGACAGGCUUGCCUUUCUUAUUCCCACUGCAUCUUUCCUCCUCUUCUGCCUCAUUCUCUUUCUCUUAACUUUUACUAAGCUUUACUCUCGCUGCUACAACCAAGCUUCGCUGCUGCUCAUCAUUGUAACCUUCACCCUAACCCUGGCCCCCCAGAUCCAGACAUCAAGUUUCAGGGAUACAGAGACUCCAACAGCUGCACUUGAUAUGGAAGAAUUCAGUGGCAUGGGGCCCGAUUACAACCUGUCCUAUGAUAAGCCUCUAGGAAGUAGCUCCUGGUCCCCUUGUAUUUCUCCUGUAGGCACCUUCUCCCUCUGUAUUGAGGUUCUUCUGUUGCUAUACAGUGUUCUCCAUGUUCGCCUCUAUGCUUCUAUCAUGCUCGGGUUUCUCUACUCUUUCUUUUUUGAGAGUCUGAGCUGGUUGCAUCUGACGCAGGCAGGGGAUAACUGGAGCCUAGCCUCUCUGUCAGACUGGGAUACAUUAUGUUGGCUUGGCCCAGCCAAAGCUCUGCUCCACCUCUGUGCCCACGCCAUUGGCAUCCACCUGUUCAUUAUGUCCGAGGUACGUUCGCGAAGCACCUUCCUUAAGGUGGGACAAGCUAUCAUGCAUGGCAAAGAUCUGGAGGUGGAGAAAGCCUUGAAAGAGCGAAUGAUCCACUCUGUCAUGCCCAGAAUCGUUGCUGAUGAACUCAUGAAGCAGGGUGACGAGGAGAUAGGUGACAAUUCUGUUAAACGAUACUCCACGAGCGGUGCAGCAGCUGUCAUCUCUAGCCCUAAAAACAAUAAACGCAAGAAAACCUCCAUCCCUCGUGGCCAGAUCAUAUUCAGACCCUUUAACAUGAAACGGAUGGAGCCUGUCAGCAUCCUCUUUGCAGACAUUGUGGGCUUCACCAAGAUGUCGGCCAAUAAAUCUGCUCAUGCCCUUGUUGGGCUUCUAAAUGACUUAUUUGGACGUUUUGACCGACUUUGUGAGCUCACUGGCUGUGAAAAAAUCAGUACUUUAGGAGACUGUUACUACUGCGUGGCUGGUUGUCCUGAACCCAGACCAGACCAUGCUUAUUGCUGCGUAGAGAUGGGCCUGGGCAUGAUUCAGGCUAUUGAACAGUUCUGCCAGGAGAAGAGGGAGAUGGUCAACAUGAGAGUGGGUGUCCACACUGGUACUGUGCUCUGUGGUAUCCUGGGCAUGAAACGCUUCAAGUUUGAUGUUUGGUCAAAUGACGUCAACCUGGCCAACCUAAUGGAGCAGUUGGGAGUGGCUGGGAAGGUCCACCUAUCAGAGGCCACUGCCAACUUCCUGGACGACCGCUACCAGCAUCAAGAUGGACAAGUCAUUGAGAGAAUAGGACACAGUGUUGUGGCUGACCAGCUCAAAGGCCUGAAGACCUACCUGAUCUCUGCCAGGAAGGUGGAGCCUCACUCUCUCUGUGGCUGUUCUCAGUCAGGGGUGGUGGGGCCUGAGCAUGCAGACCCUCAGUGCCCCAACCCCGGGGUACAAACACCUGAUGCAGACCCUCCAGCCGCCCCCUUGCCACCAGAUAGUGCUAAGAUGGGUAUGUCAGGAGCUCCAUUUGGCCAGCAGUAUGGUCAGUCUGGGGUGCAGCAGAUGGGGGCAGUCGGGGUCAAUGCCCAACAACUCCAGAACAAGACGGCGCUUUCCAACAACCUGCCACAAUUCCCUGCUGACUUGAAGGGAGCUGGGAGUUUGCCAAACCUGCGGACGUCAUAA